AUGUAUCGUAUUGAUUGCAAUGGAUGUCUGUGCCAGGAAUCAAAUAAUUUAGUUUGCGAAGAAAAUCUCUGCUUAUCGAAAAAGGGUCUCAUCAAAAUGGAAGCCAAGAAACUCUCUGGUAAAAAAUGUCAUCAAAACGAAUCGUAUGGCUGUGUCCAAUGCAAUUGCGUGGAUCGAAUCACUGUUUGCAAAGGAAUUCCGCAGUGUGAGGAACGUGAGAAAUUGACUGGUCACGCCGCUAAAAUGCCCUUGGCUUUGAACCCUGAUGAAGAGAAAUGUGUGCCGGGGACUAUGUAUACUGUCCAAUGCAACCAGUGCUAUUGCCAGUUGGAUUCUACUCUCAGAUGUACCCAAAAGACCUGCCUCAACUACGCCCAGGCGAUGAAACUUGAAAAGCAACGUCUACACCUGGAAAAACAUGGCCUAUAA
Pieris macdunnoughi is the source of this 429-nucleotide messenger RNA. NCBI's taxonomy places the organism in Eukaryota, Metazoa, Arthropoda, Insecta, Lepidoptera, Pieridae. The record is from the annotation of a GenBank genome assembly.